This is a messenger RNA of Cuscuta campestris, 1424 nucleotides long. Lineage: Eukaryota; Viridiplantae; Streptophyta; Magnoliopsida; Solanales; Convolvulaceae. The record is from the annotation of a GenBank genome assembly.
GAACACACACGGUCCAAACUCCAAAGACGUAGUAUCUGAGCCCAAAAUUGUUUAUCCCUAGCAUUGUCCUAAAUCGAGAGUUGCCUUUGAUUCCUAGAAUGAUUGAAGGUGGAUUUAGGUCUUCCCCGAGCUUGGGGUGAGCUCCCUGGCGUUCAAUAGUAAACCCAAUCAAAGAAAUUGAAGCCGGACGUUUGAAAUCGCAUAUGCUUAUGCAUUGAGAAACAGAGAUGGACAAGGCCAUCGUGACACUGUAUGAAGGAACGACUUGCUCUGCGUGGAAUUAUAGCGGCCAGAGAUUAGCUGCUGGAUCGAUUGACGGAACUUUGGCUAUAUACGAUUCAACCGACCCCGAUUCCUUUGUUUUCAAUCGCUCUUCGAAAGUUGAGGUCCAUGAGACUGGUUUGGUCAAGGUUGUGUGGGUUCCACCCGAGUAUGGCGAUGGAGUUGCAUGCAUUAGUGAUGAUGGAACUUUGUCCUUGUGGGAGGAGUUGUCAGAAGAUUCUGAGACAGUUCAAUGGGUAUUGUGCAAAUCAUUUGACAGAAACUCAAGUCGUGUUCUAGAUAUUCAAUUUGGAGUCUCUCUCAAUAACCUGAAAUUGGUAGUUGCAUAUUCUGAUGGCCAUGUCAAAAUAUUUGAGCUUCUAGAUCCAUUAAACUUGAAAAGUUGGCAAAUUCAGGCUGAAUUUCAGAAUGCCAUUGAUUCUAUAUCAAAAUUUGGGAAAUGUUUAUGUCUCUCUGCCUCAAUCGCCUGGAACCCUUCAAAGCGUGAAACACAACAGUCAAGUUUUGUUUUGGGUUUUAAUUCUGAUACACCACAGUUGAAUUCCUCCAAGGUUUGGGAAUUUGAUCAGGAUCAUCAGAGAUGGCUUCCAGUUGCAGAAUUAGCUUUGCCAUCAGAUAAAGGCGAUCAGGUUUUUGCAAUCGCAUGGGCUCCAAACAUUGGAAGGCCAUACGAGGUAAUAGCUGUCUCUACUUGCAAUGGGAUUGCAAUAUGGCAUGUUGGUUCAGAACCUGACCCAGAUGGGAGGCUCGCGAUUGAGAGGGUUGCAUUGCUUUCUUCACAUGAUAAUGAGGUAUGGCAGUUGGAAUGGGACAUGAGUGGAAUGACACUGGCUACUACAGGGAGUGAUGGCCUUGUCCGGUUGUGGCAGUCCAACCUAGACGACGUUUGGCAUCAAAAGGCAAUUUUUGAUCCCACCACUAGUUAGGCUUGUUUGCUUGGGAACAAUAUUUUUUAUUAGUGUUUUCGAUAAUUGUUAAGUGGUGCACUUUAGUUUUGAAAACGUUGAAGCUAAAUGCUAUUGCAAGACAGACUUUUCAAAAUCCUAAAGCUAAACGUUGAAGCUAUUGCCAAAUGGGUACUUAGUCAGUAGUUUCUUAUCACCAGAUGUAAUUGUGAUAUUUUUUGGUAACUAUCCUUAAGG